AUGCAUCUGCUGACAAUAUUAGUAGCAACACUACUGGCUCUUUACGUUAACGGCUGCUUUAAUACGAUAGGUAACAAUGGUAAUGAGCGCAAGGAAUUUGAAGAAUUUAAAGAAAAAUUCGGCAAAAUGUAUAGCCCUGAAGAGGAAGAGCAGCGCUUUAAGAACUUCGUUGCAAACCUCCAGCGUGUUAAAGCGCUCCAGGAGGAGUCUUCAUCUACCACUGAAUUUGGAGUGACAAAGUUCUUCGAUUUGACGCCUGAAGAGUUUGCCGCUCGAUACACUAACUUGAAACCUCAAAAUGUGCGCAAUGAACACGAGGAACCUGAAGAGGGUUUCCAUGAAACAGAACGGUUGUAUUCUAAAACGCUCCAAGGGAAAGCCUACUAAUCAUGUUGUUGCAUUCCCUGUACUGGUCAUAACCUUUUGAAUUUAGCUCACUAUCACCUCCUACUUCAUCGAGUUUAAAACAGAGGAAAUGCUAAGUAUCUUUGUAUCAUACCGGUGAAUAAAAUCUCUCGUAACAUCA
Molecule: messenger RNA, 526 nt
Organism: Dicrocoelium dendriticum
Lineage: Eukaryota; Metazoa; Platyhelminthes; Trematoda; Plagiorchiida; Dicrocoeliidae
Source: the annotation of a GenBank genome assembly